This is a messenger RNA of Plutella xylostella (diamondback moth), 7791 nucleotides long. RefSeq lists its product as uncharacterized. Gene Ontology annotation, cellular component: cytosol. The record is from RefSeq and is a predicted model, not a curated record. Gene Ontology annotation, molecular function: protein binding. NCBI's taxonomy places the organism in Eukaryota, Metazoa, Arthropoda, Insecta, Lepidoptera, Plutellidae.
UGUUAUUCACAGUAUUUAUACAUUUGCAUUUCAUAUGACCAAAAUAAUAGAUUUUAUUACUAUGAAUCAGUUAGUAAUAUAUUCCAAAACUGGGGCUGCCUCAUUCUGAAAAAAAACUCAACAUGUACAGUGAUGUCCAAAGUUUGUGUUUGUUCGGAAAGAGGAAAGAGCUCGGCAGUAUCGAUUAAGUCACGCGUCGACCGCUAGAGCGCACUCACGUCUAAAAAUGGCGUCGGCGAUCAAUGAAAUAGUAGUGUGUAGUGAAUUCUAGUGUAAAAAAUGAAAUGAUGGGACUGAGUGUUGUUUUUGUGAGUUGUAUCAAUACCUGAAUGGAUCAUGGGAAAAGGCCAAGAGCUAUUGGAUGCAGCUCGUGAAGGCGAUAGGAAGACGGUCGAGAAAAUACUUGGCCAAAUAACUAAAAGGAGUGGUCCCUUUACAAGUUUACGUAGAGGCGCUGGAGUUAACGUACAAGAUGACAACGGCUACACACCACUACAUCAUGCCUGUCUACGGGGACACAAGGACAUAGUCUCUCUACUUCUUUCGGUGGACGCGUCACCAUGCGUCCUGGACAAGAAGGGGGCGACGGCGCUGCACCUGGCUGCGUGGAAGGGGGACUCCGACGUGGUGUCCAUGCUGCUCGCGCAUGCCAACCCUCAUGUGAACAUCGAUCAGCGGACCUCGGACCAGGAGACGGCUCUGAUCAUAGCGGCACAGUUCGGCAACGUGGACGUGGUGGCUCAGCUGCUGUCGCGCGGGGCUGACGUCACCAUCCGGAAUAUUAAGGACGAGAGCGCCUUGGAUCUCGCGGCGCAGUAUGGCAGGUUGGAGACAGUCCAGCACCUGCUCCGGGCUCGUCCUCAACUGGUGGACCCGUACCGGUUCCCCGUGUGUCGCGGACGACUGUUCUCGGCGACUCCGCUGCACCGCGCCAGCAAGAAUGGACAUAAAGAAGUGGUGUCAACCCUGAUCUCCGCCGGUGUAGACGCGAACGUCAGAACAUACAACGGCACGGCACUCCACGAAGCGGCGAACUACGGCAAAGCUUCAGUAGUCCGCAUCCUGCUGGCUAAAGGAGCUGAUCUGAACGCGGCCGAUCGAAGAGGGAAGACUGUUCAUGACCUCCUCAAUGAAUACUCCGAGGAGGCCACGAAGAGAGUACGUAGAAUCAUCAGAGAACACAUGGCGACCAGCGGAUACGAGAGCGAGGAGGACCUGCCCCCCUUCCCGGUGCAGGACUACAGUCCCACGGGAUACCCCACCACUGUCGGCAUGCAAGCCCAAGAGACCCACAAAAACAAUAAAAGCUUAUCAUCCUCAUCAUCCAUUCUAACAAAUAAAAACCAGCCUCAGAGUUUAGUCAAAAGGCUUGCUAACAAAUAUCUGGGAAUUAAAGCGAAAUUUAGUUCUGCCCCUAACAUACCUAACACUAUUGGGCCAGAGUUGGAAGCAAAAACAAAUUAUAAUCUUAAGAAAAGUAAUACUAGUAAUACGGUACUAAUUGGCAAUAGUAAAUUUUUCGACUUUAUGCAAAAGAAAGAUGACGAAGUCGGUGAAAUAGUAUGUAAUGACGAAUUUGACACAGUAUCCUUAGGUAGAAUGUCGACAUUAGAUAGAAACACAACUGUAAACAGAAGUAAUCGAAGCUGUCCAGGUUUCAAAACAUCUCUUCCAAAUAUUGCAGAAAAUGGUGAGCUCAGUGAUUCUCGUGAUUCUCAAGACUCUAUAGAAAUUAUCGAAUUAGACAACGAAAAUAACAAUAAAUGUGAUAAAAAAGAUUGUAAACCAACUGAAGCAAUUAAUCCUAUUCGAAAAUUAAGUAUAUUUGAACCCAGAGAUAAAGAUAACACAAAUCCCAGAAAAUCUAAUGCAUCUACUGAAUCAAAUGUCGUAGUAAACGAAUGCUACGAACCCUACGAGUUUGAAAAAAGUAAUGAUGAUAGUCUAGACAAGGUUGAUCUUAAACCUAAACCUCCACCAAGACCUAUAAUUCCUGUUCGUAAAAAUAGCAGUGAAACUAGUAUUUACGAAAAUCUAACUGACGUAAAAACUACUCCUCCAAAACCUGCAGCUAGAACACAUAUCCCUCUAAAAGAAAAUAAUGCCAUAAAAGUAUCCUAUGAAAAUGUUAUCGUUCCAAAAACCCAACUAAGGAAAGCACCAGAACCACCUGAAAGAUCAAUAUUAGUUCUACCAUCAGCUCCGAGCAAAGAAGACAUAGAUUCUAUUGCGACUGAUAAGAGUUCCCCUAGUAUUAGUCGUUCAUCCACAGUAUCUUCAGAAUCUCUGACAGACGAAGCAGACUUUGAAGACAUUUUGUUGUCUAAAAAAUCAAUGUCGUUUAGACAUAGUAAGGUGCUAUCUGAAAGUAAUAAAACUCAAAUUCACCGAACUCAGUCAACAGCUUCAGCUUACUCUGACGUUACUGAAGCCAGUGCCAUGGACAACGUCGAUGUGAGUGGAGAGGUAGAUGAUAAAUCUAUGUAUUUAUCAAUGACAGGCACGCUCCCAAGUAAAAAAGCCGAACGUGCUGUAAAAAAGAAAGUUCUUUUUAGACACAAAACGUUCACUAAUAUAGAGUUAGAUGGAAAUUCUAUCAAUAAAGAUUUUCCUAGAUGGAACAACGAAUUUAAAAAAGAAACGCUUGCUAAUUACCAUAUUCGUGGAACUGGUCAUUGUAUAUACAAAGCACCGACAGUUCAAGAGUUUAUUUAUAUCUUCAAUAGAGAUACACUGUACAGUGACGUUGCACCUUUCGAAAAAGUGCCCAAUAAGCGAGAAAGUUACUUUGAGACAGCAAUAUGCUUCUGUAAACCUGAACCGCCUAAGUUUCACAAAAGCGCAGAAGACCUAUUAGAACUUCCUAUUAAAGCCGAAGAGAAAGUCACAAUAGAUAUUGAUGCUCUUCGCAAAAGCAAAGAAAUGCAAUCUACAUCAUUCCAAUGUUUCUGUGAUGAAGAAGAUUGUAAAUUUCACGAGAAAAAACGAGAAUCAAGUAUGUUUGUGAUAAAAUUUUCUGCAAUUAAAAAGAGUAUUUCAACUCCUGAUAUAACUUUGGUUCCUUCACCAACGUCCACUGUAAAUAAGCCUUUGAUAAAAAAUAACUCGGUGCCUUAUAAUUUAGAGGAACCGUAUGCUGUUGUUGAUAUUGUUAGUAAAACUGAUAAUACUUGCGAUAGUAUGCCUAAAGAUACUUGUGUUGCAAACGAUUACAGUGCCAUGAAUUCGAUAUCUCAGCCAUCGACUAUUUCAUCGUCUUCCCGUCCUUACUCAAUAAGAGAUAUAGCCGAAGAAAUAUCUAUGAAUUCUGCCAACUCUAGCCUAUCAUCUAACGCUUCUGAUGUCAUAAAUUUCUUGAGACAGAGCUCUUCAGAUCAUUCCGGUCGUUGGUCGCUUCAUACGUGCAACUCUAACGCCACUGUCAAAUCCGAUAUGUCUUUCAAAUCUUGUCUCGAAGAUGUCGAUUCUUCCGAUGACGAGACUUUGCAUUCCGAGGAAGAUGUCUCUGACACGGAUACCGUGGCUAGCGUGGCUAAAAGGCCCUGGGUCCACAGUGACUCGUUUAGGUUCGGAAGCAAUGACACGAAGUUGGAGGAGGGUGAUGUCAUUGCGGAAGAAUCGACAGAGAGCGGUAUCGAGACGUGUUCAGAGAUGUCUCCGAGGGAAGGGUUGGGUGUGUCGCUUGCUUCGCUUGAGCGUGGGUCGGGCGUUGUUCGCAGCGGGUCGGGGCGGCGGCGCUGGGACGAGGCCGAGGCCACCAGCGAGGGGGACGCCCUGAGCGUCUCCAGCGCGGCCUCGAGCUGCGCGCCGCACCACCUGGCGCACCAUCACGACUACAACAAGGUUUCGCCGACGCCUCCGAAGAAGCCUCCGCGGCGGAACCUGUCCGUGUCGCCCACUCACGCCAACUCGCCCUCGUCCGGGUACAGCUACGAGAUCCGGCCUCACGCCAGGAGUCAGGACGACCUGGAUGAUAUACAGGGUGCUAAACACUACCUCAAACACGGCCGCUCGGUGGACCAAUACGUUGAUGGAAAACUCUCAUACUCAGAGUACGAGGAAAACCACAACUCUCCCAGAGUGGCCCCCAUCCCCAACCCUCGGCCUAGCCUGAAGAACAGGCCGCAACCAGUUGCCAUCACGGCUAUGUACGAAAACGUCGUUAUAAAAGAGCAGAACCCCAGAAGAAAGCUCAGAAGAAACAACGUACCGCAGUAUGAUAACUUCGAGCCGAGAAUGACAGACAAUAGAGUGAGAAAGUAUUCUGCGCAAGAGAAGUCUUCAUUAGAGAGUCUGCUAGACGAUUCUCAGUCGAUGAAUAGUCCGAGUGACUGUGAGCGGUACUACGAGGGGCCACGGGUGGAGAUCCCCCUGUCUCCGUCGCACUACGACCAGCCGCCCACGCCCGACCACCCGCCGCCGUCGGCACGCCAGGCCGAGAACAGCAUCCAUGAGAGAAUCCGCCCGCUCAGCCAGGAAUACAAGCGUCGCUCAGCCCUGCGCGACAGCUACACGGAAACGGAAGUGAAUCUGUUGCGCGCCGCGUCCGCCGCUUCCGUCGCCAGUGGCGCCACCGACCGUAGCGGCAAGUCCGACAACUGCGUGGAGGAGUAUGUUUGCGAUGUGCCGUUUGCUGGCCUGUUCAAAGGCUCGACGACGACACUCGACGGGAUCGGUCUACGCCCGAUGCCGGCCGAGCGACCGAAGACGUUGCGGAAACUCAAAUCAGUAUACGACUCCUCCCCAACAGACCUGCCGGGAUGCAACAAUAUACACACGAACAGCAAUGGACAGGCUGCCGAGCGAUUGAACGGCGUCGAUGAGGAAGUUAGGAGACGCAGUAAUACGACCAGUUCCACGCAUAGUGGAGACAAGUCCCUGUCGAUUCUGAGUCCGUUUGAUGAGCAGGAGGAAUGGGCAAAAAUCUCCGAGAUCAUGGCGUCGUUCGGCAGCAAGCUGGUCCGAGAGUCAGUGUUCGUGUCAGAACUGGAGCAGGAGUUCAGCUCGCGGCUCGGAGUCGGCUCCGAGAGCCACAGCCGCGUGGCUCUGUGGCUCUGUAGUGUGUCGGCGCAGCACUAUGAACCGACGUUCGUGGAGCAUGGAUACGAUCAUGUGGACUUUAUUAACGGCGUCCUAGAAGAGUCAGACCUAAAAGAAAUGGGAAUAGACGACGCAGAUAGAACUAAAAUACUAGAAUCAUCGAAACAGUUACCUCUUAAAAUAGCGGAAAUAAGCAAUAAUUAUAACAAUAAUAACAUUAGCAAAGCCCCAACGGAAACCGUUGACGAGUGGCUGAAGAGUAUACAUUUAGAACAAUAUAGUGAGACGUUUAGGAAACAUUUGUAUGUAGACAUGGAUAGGGUGAGGAGGAUAUGGGAGGUGGAACUGACGGCAGUGCUGGAGAUACAGAAGCUGGGGCACAGGAAGAGGAUCCUUGCCUCGGUGUCGGGGCAGCAGAACGGGCCCGCCAACCACAUCGAGGACAUCAACGCUGAUCUCAACACUUUGAAAUCCAACAUCCAACAGCUUAAAGACGAAAUCAAAGAAAAACUCCCCGAAAACCUGAAAGCCGUGCCUCCUCCCGUGGUGCCAAACCUGGCGCCCCCUGGUGGGGAAACGUUGAAGCGAAGUAAGAAGAACCGGCCGGCGCCUCAGCCGCCGAGACCUUCGGAUCUGGAGAUCAGGGCGCCGUCAGAGCUGAUGGUAGGAGUGCCGGGAGCGCUGAAGACGCAGUGGAAACAUCAGCCCUUCGUUCUCGUCACGGGCGCUGUGACGUAUGUUGCUAAUUAUUUAGGGUCGACAGUGGUCAAAGAACUCCGAGGGACGGAAUCCACGAAAAAGUCGAUACAGAAGCUAAAGAAGUCAACCAAAGAGCCCCGAGAUUCUCCUGAUAUCAUUCUGUCCAUCAGCUAUAGAGGUGUCAAGUUUCUUAACACUAUUACGAGGGAGUUGAUCUGCGAGCACGAGAUCCGCAACAUCCACUGCGCGUGUCAGGACGCCGACGACCUCACGCACUUCGCCUACAUCACCAAGGACCACGCCACCAAGAGCCACUACUGCCACGUGUUCUGUGUCGCUACCAUGGAUCAAGCCACUGAAGUGAUCCUCACGUUAGGGGAAGCAUUCGAAGUGGCUUACCAAAUGGCGCUUCGCGACCAGGCAAACAGAAGCCGGGUGACACAGAUACAAGCGAAAACCCCCACCCAUGACCCCAUGAAGAAUUCCAAUAAGGACAAAGUUAACCCGAACCACGGAAGAUCACAUUCCAUUACGGAGAUCAAAUUGAAUGGGCACCAGUUGAAAAUAGCACCGAUGCCGGCCUCGUUGUCUAAUGAAGACUUCCAAACUACCAGGGCGGCAGACGGGUCGAGGAGCCCAAGGACACCGCUGUUGAAAGCACCCAUCGCCUCCACUGAAGAAUUGUGAGAAGGAUAUUCUACUAGGAAUCUAUGACAAGAAGGGUAUCGAAAUUUAUUAAGAUGAUAAUUAUUAAUGAAGAGUUGGUACCUAAUAAAGUAUGUUUAUCAUACCAAUUUCGCGAGUGACAAUGGUAAUAAUGAUAAUGAUUAUGGCCUAAAUAAUAUUGGCUGAAAUUUAGUUUCCUAUUAGUUUAGUCUUCCGGAAUAUAUACAUCACAUUUUUAUAUAAUAAACUUUGUUGGGGGUUACCGCGAAAGUGAAUAAUUCUGCUGUAUUUAGUAUUGAUAGCAAACUGAGGAAUGUUCAUUGAAUCAUGAAUAUCACGAUACUUUUGUAAGCUCUAGUUGGAAUGUUGUAAAAAAUACCAAAAAUAUAAUACUUAUGUAUUUAAAUGGUCACAGUUUAGGUGUUACUAUAAUUAUUUUAUUAUACUACAGUUUUGACUCUGAUUUUAUGAACCAUAACCACGAUAUUUAAUAUUAUUGUAUAGUAGUUAAUAUUACCAAUUUUACUAUUGAAUAGUAAUGAAAUAGGGCUGUUGUUUUUGUAUAGUGGUUUGUAAGUUUUCUGUUUCUGUUGCGACAUGACUUGUUUGACAUGGUUGUUCUAUAUUGUCAUUGUCAUGCUACUAAAAUUAUGGAAGCUAAAUUACGUGUAUUAGGUAAGAAGUUUAAAAUGUUGCGGAAAUUUACUCUUUGAAAUUAAAAUAUGGCUAGUGUUACUGCCUACGAUCUACGAUGUAUUCGAUAUUUAUAUGAGUGAGUAGGCCUAAAAUAUAAUCUCGGAAAUAAUAUUUAAGUUGCGUUACCGUUUUUUUUUUGUUUAAUGGUGUAAAUAUUCAUUUGUUAGUUAUAACUUUGUAUUGUAUAAUUAUUGUAGAUGAGUUUUUGAAAGGUUGUUGAAAUGUAACUUUGAACACAAUCAUAUUGACGACAGAAGGCGUAUAUAUGUAUUCGCCUAUCACAAUUAAAUAUUACAUAAAACAUAUCAAGCCGAAAAUAUGAAUUAUAUAUCACGUUAUAUAUUGUAAUAGAGACGCUUAUUUAAUGUCGUAAUUUUAUUAUAGGAUAUAAUAUAUUAUGCUGAGCUUCCGAUGUUGAUUUUGCUCCAAUAGUUAUGCUAAAUCUAAAUUUAGAAUUCGUUGUCGAACAAUAUUAAUGUCUCAAAAUGACAAAAAAUACUGGUUUAAUGUUUUCAAUUAUUGUAACUGUUUGCUCAAAGCCUGUGUGGUUUCAAAGAUUUAUUUCAAUUUAAUAUCUGUCUAUCUAAAUGAAAUUUGUCAUAAACUCGUCGAUUAAAAGUCUGAUUAUGUUUUUUUCACUUUUCCUGUAUUCUUUGUGAUACUGAAAGUAAAUAAGUAUUUAAAAUCUUU